ACCAUUGCCGCAGUUUAGGUUUGAGCACCUGUCACAUGACGCGUUAUAUUUCCACGCCGCUCUCCAUCGGCGCAGCGAGCUCGUGCGCUUGGACGCGACGCGGACGUGGGUCGGACGCUGCCCUCCGGCGAACACGCCGCCAGAGUGCUGGUUUCUCGGCGACGCGGGCUGCCAAAUUGCCCCGACACCCCUAUUGUGCGACUGGCAGCAUCACCCGCCGCCUGCAAUGGCGUUGAAGCGGCGUCAGUGUGCCUAAGCGUUUCCGUAGUGGCGACUCCGUCCUGGACCGUUUAAGAGCGUGGGAGAGAAAUGUUAUUUUUGGGAAGCUUUUCCAGCGAGAGCGUCCAUAUCCCCCCCCAGCAUUGGUCCUCUGGAUUACAUUUCGUACGUGUUAGGAGCCCAACGAAGCUGGAGCGUUGAAUGUGUGACUAGGCUUAAAGCACUGAAGUAGGCCCAGCUAGACUUUGGACUCUAUUGAGGUCACAGCAAUGCUGACAUUGCCUCUAGACCCAAAGACAUCAUCAUGCUGAAGACGGAGGCUUCGGGGGAGAGGACCAGCCUCCGCAGUGCCUCCCCCCACCGUAAUGCCUACCGGGCUGAGUUUCAGGCACUCAAGAGGGCCUUUGACCAGCCUCGGAUUGAUGGGGACUCGAAGCCCAAAGACCUUGAGCGGGUUAAACAACGAAGGGGUCGCCAGUAUGGCGCUCACGUCAGUCGCAUUAAGGACAUGUUCAUGCAGAUGGGCUCAGAAAAUACAACCGGUAAAGCCAGGGGUCGGGAUGAAUCCUCGCCGCAAAAACUAGUGAAGCCCACCAACUUCAUCAACAAAACUGAUGGAUCAGUCAUCAAACUUCAACAUUCUUCAUCUGCUGAGAGGAUUGGCGGUGCAGGGGCAAAGUUUUCAGAAACCAGGAAGCUAUUUGAACAACAGUCACGUGACCAAUCCCAAUCACCGGUCUUUCCCUACGGACGCGAUAAGAGGGGCUCUCAUGAACACCUUGACGACUGGAGAGGAGCGAGGUCCAACAGAGGCAGCACAGACUCUCUGGACUCUCUGUGCUCCAGAACCGAGGCAUCAUCGCCAACCGUUAGUCAGCUCAGUGCUGUUUUUGAAAAUGCUGACCAACACAAUCAAGGGGGGUCCUAUAGAGGAGCCAGUAGGCGAGCCCUCUACUCACCUGAUGGAUCCUACCGUCAAGGAGGAGAUCUCAGCGAGGAUGAGUCACGUCAAUCUCCAAUCCGCGGAAACUACCGGAACAAAAUCGGGGGCAAGUUUCCUGCGUCUUCAUCCACUGAGGACUUCCAGAGCCCCAGCCCUGGAGCAGAUACUUCUGAAGCCAAAAAAGAGAGUUCACGAGAUCAAGAGAUCCAGGACGAAACCGGGGAAGCUUCUAGAAGGCAAAAUUUGUACAAUACCACCAAUGGAAGCCAAGUUAACGGCUCUUGUGAAGAAGAAGAAAAACCCUCAGACUCACUGACACUUAUUGAGGACCAAGAAGUCAUCAAAGCCUCAAAAUCCACACGUAGUACUGUGAUUACCAAUAAAAUUUUUGAAGAUGUCACUCAUGAGCCACUGCCCACCACAACCCCGCCAACUGGAGAAAGCAAAGACGACGUGGAUGCUUUGAAGCAGGAAACGUCCCCUGAACCACCCAAGGACCAAAUUGAAGAACCGGAGGAGGAAUAUACAGGAAAUGAGAGGGUGAUUUAUAAUGCUGAUGGGGACGCCUGUUACCAGGGAUGGGGGGAAAGCUGCACCGAUCCCGAUGAUGACCUGUACGGUGAUGACGAGGAUGUUGUCUACGAUCCAGGCUCCGAUGUGACGGAGAUCCCUGGUCUGCCAGAAGAAAACAAGGAGGACAUCCCACCAAAGAGGAAGAUUCGCUUCAGCACGUCUCCCAUUACAGUGUUCAACACCUACUCCAACGAGGACUACGACCGACGUAACGAGGAAGUGGAUCCUGUGGCCUCCUCGGCGGAGUACGAGCUGGAGAAGAGGGUGGAGAAACUGGAACUCUUCCCCGUGGAACUGGAGAAAGACGAAGACGGCCUUGGGAUCAGUAUCAUCGGGAUGGGUGUCGGCGCUGAUGCUGGCUUGGAGAAACUGGGCAUCUUCGUGAAGACCGUCAUCGAGGGUGGAGCUGCCGAGAGAGACAGCAGGAUCAAGGUGAAUGACCAGAUUGUGGAAGUGGACGGGACCAGUCUGGUGGGUGUGACCCAAAGCUUUGCUGCUUCAGUCCUCAGGAACACGUCAGGAGUCGUUCGCUUUGUGAUUGGCCGAGAGCGCCCCGGUCAGCAGAGUGAGGUGGCCACACUCAUCCAGCAGACCCUGGAGCAGGAGAGGAGGCAGAGAGAACUCCUGGAGCAGCAGUAUGCCCACUACGACGCAGACGAUGACGAGCAGACAGGGGAGUACGCCACCGAUGACGAGGAAACAGGAACGACGGCGGGUGGCGAGAAGAGCAUAGAGGUGUUUGAUCUGCCGGAAACGGAAGAGAUCUUGUCUCCUUCAGAGUUGGACGCCACGAAGCUGUACCAGAAGUUCAGAGAGCUCCAGAUCAAGCACACGGUGACAGAGGCCGAGAUCCAGAAGCUCAAAAACAAGUUGGCCUCCGUUGAGAAGGAGAAACAGCGCUGGGAGAAGGAGAAGAGCCAGCUGAAGGCCAGCAUCGAGGAGAACAAGGAGAGGAUGCUGAAGUUGGAGAGCUACUGGAUCGAGGCGCAGACGCUCUGCCACACCGUCAACGAGCAUCUGAAGGAGGCCCAGGCCCAGUACCAGGCUCUGGAGAAGAAAUACAACAAGGCCAAGAAACUCAUUAAGGAUUUCCAGCAGAAAGAGGUGGAGUUCAUCCAGAAGGAGGAUGCAGAGAGGAGGCGACUGGAGGAGGCUGAGAAAGCUCACCUGGCUGAGAUCCAGGGACUGCAAGUUAGGAUUGCAGCACUGGAGUCUGAGUUAAUGCAGCUGAUGAAGCAGAACGGCAUCCAGGUCAACAACAACAACAGCAACAGUUCUGAGAGGCUCAGCGCUCAGCAGCACAGCCCGAGCGGAGCUGCGGCUCAAGCUAGAGAAGUCGACGAAGGAUCUUCCCACUCAUCCAGCAUAAAGACAGGCUGCACAGGAGACGGCGUCAGUUUCCAAGAGGGACAGAUUUCUGAGGCACUUGGUAGUCCAGCGCGUAGUUGCUUUGGAUCGGUUCGCUGCGAUUCGAAAGACGGUUCCCCCAGGAAAACACAACAUGGUUCUCAGUCAGUUGGAAAGUCAAGCCUGGACGAACACAGACAAGCUCCAGACCCUGGUUCCACAGAACCGUCAGCAGAUGGCAGUGUGCCGAAACCAAGGGACAAGGCGCCAAACGUUGGCGACGACCUGAGCGCCAGCAGCAGCAGCAGCUCGGUGGAGAUCAGUGGUCUGCUCAGCGCCACCAAAGUGUCGGGGCGCUCACACACCCCAGUGUUGUCCUCGGAUGAGAGUCUGGAUAUGAUAGACGAUGAGAUUUUUGAUGAAGCGCAGUCUUCGAAGCAGCACGAGUGGCAGAGCCGCAGCAUUACGGACUGGACCUCGCAGCAAGUGGCGCGCUGGCUCACAGGCCUCAAUUUAGAACACCAUAUCCCAGAAUUCACUGCCAAAAACAUCGACGGGGAGCAGCUGCUGCGGCUGGACAGUGCUGAACUCAAGACUCUUGGAGUGACUUCUUCCCAGGACCGCUCCCUGAUCAAGAAAAAAAUCAAAGACCUCAAAGUUCUGAUGGAGAAGGCCCGGCGCAACCAGGAGAAAGUGGAGAAACAACGUGAGAAGAUAAGGAAGAAAGAGCUGGAGCAGCAGCAGCAGAAGGAUGCAUGCAAAGAAAGCUCCACGGUGUGAAAAGAACCCGACCUGUUGUUGUACUGUAGCGCCACACGGAGCAGCAUCUCGCGGAGCAGAAGGUCAGCAGGUCCCUCGUAGAAACCCAGCGGGACGCCUGCUCUGUAGUUCUCAAAGUUGGAGCUCCACAGCUGACCGUCAGAAGGGGCUGAGUGAUCUAUUCCCCCGGCAUACCAAAACUAAAACUAGCUUUUGGUUGGUGGAAUCCUGCCCGUCAUUUUCCCAGUUUUCUCCCCCGUCCAUCCUGUAAUUUCACCCUUUUUGACGAGUUAUUAAGUUCUAUUUAUUUUGCUGUUUAUAGCUGUAAAUUGGGUUUUAUUUAUUCAUUCAUAUCCAGAGUCAAUCUGUGAUGACGUUCAUCUCAUCUUCCUCCCAUAUCAUCAUAGACAAAACACGUGUUCAUGUACAGCGAUAAAUACAAAUGCAGAUUCGUCUAACGUGCCAUUUUAAUAGACUUGUGAAAACCUACAUGAGCAGAAUCUACUGUUUUUGUGAAGCAGGUUAGGUCUGCGAGGUCGAUUUUAAAAGGACAUCCCUCAACUCCCCCCCACUGGGUGUCUCCAUGACGCUCAUUUCUUCCACCCAAGGAAGCAGAACAGAGAGAGAAGAAGAUCUGUUGGAGAACACUGGAAGUGCAAACACUGGAAAUGUUGACAUUAUACGCCGAAAAGCAGCUUGACUGAUAAAAGACGUACUGUAUUCACCGGACUGGGUUUGUAAGUGAUUUUCAGGUACUGUGCAAGCAGUGAAUUUGUAACCUAAUCUAAUCCUCAAGAAGCUCAUUUACUGAAACUUCCUUCUCAUAUGCAUAAUGUUGCUCCGACUCCACUAAUAACCUGCUUUCGACCUCCUUUUGUAAGUCGGUAAUAAAGUUAAACCCCGCUGCUGCCUUUAGACAUGCUAGAGUAGUUGAAUACUUCCUGAGCUCUCCCUGCUUCUGUGUGCGUGUCGAAACAAAUGCUAAGCUAAUUCUCUUAUAUUCUUUCUUGUUGUUCUUUUUGAUGGUUCACAUGCAGAUAUCAUACCUGACACUGUAACGUUACACUGGUCGCCAAUUUCAGGCGACCAGUUUUUCUGAAGCUCCAUCAGUCAACGCCAAAUUUAGCUGUGUUCAAAUUUGAAAAUGUAACAGCAUUUUAAAGAGUUUGAUAAAGCUUUGAUAAUGUUGAUCACCAUCAGAGCUGUUCUAUUAUUUUAAGACAGAAAUAAAAUGGUUUAUUUUUAUUUCUCUUAACAUGCACAGCUAGCAUGUUUCGUUUUACAAAAAUAGCAAACUUUAACGUUAACUGUUAGCGCACACUAACAAAACAUCUCCAAAUUCAGAAUAUUGAAUGACAGAGAGUGAAAGCAGCUUUGCAGUGCAUUUACCCUUCCUGUUACAUGCUGAAAGUUUUGCUCUCUCUUGCAGCUGGACAUGCUGUAGAAAAAAACCCUGAUUUCUGCAGGAUCUAAAAAUAAUCCACAUUUCUCUAGAUUUGACUUGAAUCUACAUAUUUCAGUGGUUUACUAAAACGCACCACUAAGUUUGAGACUAACAGUAAGUAAAUUGUUGAUAUUUUAGGACUGUAGCUACAUGUCUGCACAAAAAACAUCAACUUUAGUUGCUAAAGUUCCAUUUUUUUUUUAAAAUAAAUAUAAGCUUUUAGGUAAGUAUGUUGAGCUGACUUACGUAAACUUUUCUUUGUACAAGUCAAUGUAUAAUGGUGUUAAAUUGAUUCUACAAUGAUAUUAUUGUUAUCGCAACCUGGUAACAAGGCAACACAAGAUAUUGUGAAUUCUCCAACUGGAAAAAAAUUGGAUUUUUGAGUUGGUUGGAAAUCCCUUGUGACCAAUUAAAUUCUGAUUCCUGUCACUAGCCAUUCUCUCGGUGCAUCUCUAACAUCAAUGUCUUACCAUAUUCUGUAUCUCAUACAGCUGAAACCAUAACCAACACUUGUUAAGUUGCUUUGCAGUUAUUUAAAAUGUUAUUUAAGAUUAUGAAAUGUAUGUUUCUUGUUUCCAAAGGAACAUUUUGUAGGAUUUGCGCCACAUGAUUGGAGAAAGCCCGUUCUGCUCAAGAAGCCUUAUUGACUUGCUGCUAACAGAUUAGGAACAGGCAAUGUCCCAGCAUCACCAGUCACUAUUAUUUAUCUCUUCAUAUAUUUUACUGAGUAUGUAUCUGUUGCUUUCUUAGCUUAUAAAGAUAAAGAGUUUUAUUAACAGCUAAUAAUGAUUUAUCCAGAAUUGUACGAAUAUACCCUUUUUCCAGAUCAUGUAUGAAUCCUCCCAUUAAAACUCUAACGGAAAAUGAAAAGUUCAUCCAAAGAGAGAAGGACACACAGUACUAAUUUCCUGUUGUGCUUGUGGUUUUCUUCUCUUGCAACCACAAUGCUGCUCCAGCGCUACUGCUAACGAAUAAUUCCUAGAAAACAUUUUGUAAGCCUCUGUGAAUACACAGCAAACUGGACUCUUUGGACUCAUUUCUUUUGUAUGUACAGUUAAACACUAAAAGCAAUAUGGCGUAAGGAUACUGCAGAAGCCUUGUUUUAUAUUGUGUCAGUGUGUUUGCGCAGUUCGUCAGAAGCUUGAGGAGACCCCGAGCCACCAGCGGGACUCUUUAUCUUUUCUACGUGUUUGAUUGAGCUUGCCUGGGCUGACUCAUCCCAUGCAUGGAUGAGGCCCUGGUGUUCCUGGCAGGCCAAAGAAAUGCAGAUGGUUCAAGUAUUGAUCUGGAAGUGUUUGUCUUUUUGUGUGCAUCGAGAGUGAAAGGACUUUGCCACCGACAAUAAGUUAUGCUUUUACCCUUUUGUCUUUGCCCUGCUCUUAUUUUUGUUUAUUUUUUAUUUUUUGCAUUGAGCAGAGUUUGAAAGGGUAGCAACCUGUCACGCUAAAUAAAAUGUGCAGUCAUUGUCCACAGUU
Messenger RNA from Poeciliopsis prolifica (blackstripe livebearer), 6760 nucleotides. RefSeq names its product protein phosphatase 1, regulatory subunit 9A (gene ppp1r9a). Lineage: Eukaryota; Metazoa; Chordata; Actinopteri; Cyprinodontiformes; Poeciliidae. The record is from RefSeq and is a predicted model, not a curated record. Gene Ontology annotation, cellular component: actin cytoskeleton; postsynaptic density; dendrite. Gene Ontology annotation, biological process: calcium-mediated signaling; neuron projection development; actin filament organization. The transcript has 19 exons. The coding region runs from base 524 to 3862 and encodes 1112 amino acids. Gene Ontology annotation, molecular function: actin filament binding.